AUGACAAGAGGCAUUAAGAAUGUAUCCGGGGUCUCCUGUCACAUCUCUUGCGCCCUUCAGAUCCUGCUGCACUCGUUGAUUCCAAUCUGCGACGCUCUUACCAAGAAGGAAAAUGGUCCACAUCCAUCCAGACCUUUGCAUCAGAUGUCCGAGUUUGCCAAGGAACUAAGAGAUGAUUCACCGCCGGAUGAUGAGAACCCUUUGUCUCCAGUUGAUCCAUCGCCAUUGUACAAGAUGCUAAAAGAUUUUCGGUCCUCCACCGCCAAGUCUACCUUGUCGCUGGAGCCAGAAGAUGUGGGAGAUGCGUCCACUGCCAUUUUGAUGUUGCUGAAGCUACUGAGACAGCAAUCCAAAGAUUGGGCGAGUUUAGUCGACCUUUGUUCCAUGGGAUCCAUGAGGUAUUCCAUCAAAGGGGAAUAUCAUAUUGCAGCCUCCGAUGGUUCAAACAAAAAGAGAAUACGAAUAAAACCUGGAAAGAUCAAGCAAAUGCCGUUUCCUUUCCCAAUUUCUGGCGAGUACCAGUCGCUGGACGAAGCUCUCAAGACUGCAUUGCAACCAACGGAAGUAGUCGGGUACAAUUGGCAAUCUCAAAAGCCGGAAUCGUACGAGGAGAUCUGUUAUGAUGAAGCCGGUCAAGUGGUCGAGCUUAAAGACGACGACUGCAACUCUGAUAAUUACGAUUCUAAAACAGAAUGGAAAACGGAAAAAGCAUUGCACAUUGAAGAGCUGCCGCACUACUGUUUCUUUCACUUGGAUCGCUUUUCAUAUGACUCAAUGGGUGACAAAACUCUCUUGAAUCCUACUGUUGAAAUUCCACCAUCUCUGGAGCUUUCAGCCUUGCAAUCUAAAGCAGAAGGGUCCCUACAACUAUUGGGAGGUAUAUUGCAUGUCAGCGAGGGUGGAAAGAUUGAAGAAGAGGGACACUAUGUGACUCUUGUUAGAAUAGACGAGGAUGUUUGGGUACUAAUUGAUGACGAAACCUGUACCGAAAUACGAUCAGAUGAAACCGCCAUGGAGCGUCUGAAGGGAACAACCGAUGAUUCAGGGAACUUUGUCUGUGCCACUCUGGUUGCUUUUGGACCGCUCGAUCAGAAAGCGAACACGAAUCAUCGCGAUCGCAUGUUUCACAGGAUAGUGGGGCAAAUACAAAGUCAGACUCCCGAGGAGGUAGUUGGCAAGCGCAUACUCGUCAAGUGGGCCAAAGAAAAAUUUUAUGCUGGCAUAGUCAAAGGAUAUCAUGCUGCCACUGGAAAGCAUUCCAUACUCUACGACGAUGGCGAUGUGAAACAAUACGUUUUGAGCCAAAAAAUUGCAGAGUUUCCAUAG
Cylindrotheca closterium is the source of this 1326-nucleotide messenger RNA. Lineage: Eukaryota; Bacillariophyta; Bacillariophyceae; Bacillariales; Bacillariaceae. The record is from the annotation of a GenBank genome assembly.